Molecule: messenger RNA, 759 nt
Organism: Ilex paraguariensis (yerba mate)
Lineage: Eukaryota; Viridiplantae; Streptophyta; Magnoliopsida; Aquifoliales; Aquifoliaceae
Source: the annotation of a GenBank genome assembly
AUGAGCCCUGAUUUGAUUGCAAAAAUUUUGGAAGUACCCCGCCCCUUAAUGCCUGAGAAUACCGUUGUGUAUCCUUAUAAGAAAGAGGAACAAGUCCUGAAAUUGGGAAGGUUACUGAUGAAAUUUGUGAUACCUACUGUUUGGGUGGAUAAGAACACAAAUAUUGGCCAGAAAAACCUUGGUUUAAGCUAUAGGAUAUUAAAUCGUAUAGUUUCGUGUAAUAUCAAUCCCAAAGGACAUAAAGCUGAUUUUGGAUUUGACAGAGCUCAACUGCUUUAUGCGAUUGGGAUUGGGGUAUGUAUAGUUCUUCCCCUUUACAUAUUUAACCUUAUUUAUAAUGCAUCUAAAGUGAUGGAUAAAAGGCGAAGUCUUCCAUUUCCCAUUUUGAUUACCAAGAUUUUGAGGCAUAGUGGAGUUGCAUUUCAGCCUGGUGAUGCGGUGAUGCAUGCCAUGAGUUUGAUAAAUGAGGGUACAUUGAAAAAGAGUUUGGGUCAAGCUGAGUCUUCUCAUUGCUCUAAAUGUGCACCCCCGUGUAGUGGCCAAUCUGAUAAUGUUCAUGAGACCGACACGCAGGGUCCAACUAAUUCCGCAAUUGAUAUGAAUAUGGUUGGAGAGAAGCUUCAACAGUUAAUCACAAUGCAACAGAAGAUGGCAUCACAGUUUGAGCAAUUUGAGGAAUACACUAGGGGGUUUCUUAAGCAGCUAGAGAGUAAGAUUGAUGGUUUCUAUAAGAACUUUAAAGAGUAUACAAAGAAGUGA